AUGGCAUGGAUUGCUGCAAACCAAGACACAGACUUUGGGGGCUCUCCCGAGGUGUCACAGCCCAGCCCCCAGUUCGACCAGGACCGCCCGCUGCCGCGUCUGCCCAAGGGCGCCUCGCAGGACGCGAUUGCGCAGCGCGCAGAAGGCGAGCGUGAUCCUACGUCGCGUGUCAUGCGUGUGCCUGCGGACGACGCGCCGCAGCGCGCUCCGGCAGCCGCCGCGGCGAGCACCGCCCCCUCGAGCACUGCGCCGGCGCAGGACCGUCCAGUGCGCGUGCUCGAGGCGCCGCACAUUGACCCCGUGACGCUGUAUGGAUACACGGGCGUUGCGUGGGAGCACCCUAUGGAUGUCGAAGAGGCGCUGCCGGUCGUCGCCCGCAUCCUCGCGCAGAUCCGCGUGCACGGCUACGAUGCGCCGCUCUUGCUGAGCUCGAUGGCCGUCGAUCUGUCGGCCGCGGGCAGCACGAAGCUGGUGCGUGCGCUGCUGGCGACCUACGGCGCGGCCGACGAGGCGGACCCGACGGCGGCGCAGGCGUUUGCAGAGGAGCUGCAGUUUGCGAGUGUGUACAAUCUCGUGGCGCUCCUCAAGUGGGUCCUCGCGCGGAUCGGGUGCGUCGUCGCGGAGCGGCCUGCGCCAGAGGAUGCAGUGCACGCCACGCCCCUCACCGAUCUUGUUCUGCUGCAGGAGCACGGCUUUGUGCCGUGGUCGGCGUACGCCGCCUGGCGCGAGCGUGAGCGCCGUGAAAACUACCAGCCCCAGGCCUAUGCGCAGCUGACACAGGCGCUCGAGGCGCCGGUCGCGCGCCUCCUGGAGCUCCUGCUCGACUUUUUCGCGACAGUCGCGACGCACAGCCGCCACAACGGCAUGACUCCGUCCAAGAUUGCGCGCAUUUUCGGCGCGCUCUUUUUUGGCUUGCCGGAGGACGCGCCGUUCCACGAGACCUAUGCGCAGUUUGUGCGCGCGAGCAAUGCGACCGAGCACAUCCUGCUUGCGUUUAUGCGCUUCCACGCGUCGAUGGCGCGCUCGCCGGAGCUGUUGCCCCGCCGCCUGCUGAAGCACAUCCGCGACUACCCCCGCCUGCUCGCGAGCAACGUCGAGUCGAGCAGCGCAUUUGUGCGCACGAUCCCCGUGACGCCCGUCACGCGCCAGGUGCGCGAGUACGCGCGCGAUCUCGUGCACGACACGGUGCAGUGGCCGAGCCCUGCACUGCUCUCUGCGCUCGACGGCGGCGUGAGCGACGCGCCGAUCGACCUCGCGGAGCGCACGCGCAAGCUGCUCAACGUCGGCGCGACGCGCCGCGUGCGCCGGCCCCGCCAGGCGCCGCGCGAGGAGGCCUUUUCGACGUUUGCGACGCAGCGCUGGAGCGAGUUUACCUACGACGGCUUUGACGAGCUCGACACGUCGCGCCUCUCGUUUGACCUGCGCGAGCAGGACCGCCGCUCGCGCAUGGAGCGCGUGCAGAGCAUGCACUGGUACCAGUUCGAGGAGCAGGGCUUCGAGCCGUCGAAUGCGGACGAGACGCGCUGGGACUGGGUCAUGCGCUUCGACGAGGAGCUGCACGACGAGGCGAAGCGCGCGCCGCACGUCGUCGAGAUGCAGGCGCAGAAACUCCCGAGGAACGAUUCGCACGUCUUUGGCGGCGAGUCGCUCGCAUUCCCGUACAGCACCGAGUCGCAGGCGGGCGCACCGAUGGCCGUCGACGAAAUGUUCCCCGAGGUCUGGGCAGAUUACCUGAUUGGGAACGGAUGGAGCAACCGCGACGAGGGCGUGCACCGGCGCGCAAACUUUGCCGUGGUGCAGAUCUGCCGCACUCCGGGCGUGCACGCGGACGACUCGCUGGCAAACAUGUCGCUCCCGAUGCCGUCGGCCGCUGACGACACGGCGAACUCGAUCCCGGGCGAGCACACCUCGCCAGGCGCUUGGUUCGUCGUCGAGGAAUUCGUCCCGGACGCGUACCGCGCCGAGCUCGACACGCGGGGGCGCACGUACCGCCACUCGCUGCCGAUGCUGCGCAAGCUCAACCAGUUCCGCAUGGUGCGCGCAGGACUUGCGCCCUCGUCCACGGUCGCGGUCGUGCACCGUGCGCCGCAGGGGGCGCACGCCACGCAGGACACGCCGCGGGCACAGGCAUACGUCCCCGAGCCCCGUACGCAGGCAUAUGUCCCCGAGCCCCGCACGCAGGCAUACGCCCCCGAGCCCCGCACGCAGGCCUAUGCGCAGGAGCAGCGCACCACGCAGGCCGUAGCGCCCGAGGAGCGCACCACGCAAGCUUCGCACGAGCCUGGCACACACCCCUCGCACGAGCCUCCGGGCGGCGUCGCGCCGGGCACUUCCGGCGAGCAGACCCGUGCGGCCGCCGUGCCGGUGCAGCCGCAGGUCGUGCUCACGCCCGCACCGCCUGCCGAUGCGGCGAACGACGCGUACGAGACGUACGAGGCGUACGAACAGGCGAGCCGCCCCGAGACGGCGCACGACGCGUACGACGCGUACGAGCAGGCGAGCCGCCCCGAAACGGCGCACGGCACGCACGGCGCAGAGGAGUCUACAAGCCACCCCGUCAUUGGCCUGUGGCAGGCCGAGCCCGAGCCGAGCCGCGUCGAAAAGGAGCAGCCCGAGCGCGCGGUGGAGCCCGUGCCCGCGGCGGCGCUCGAGCGCGCGGCGGCGCCCGUGCCCAAGCCCGCGGCGACUACGGCCGUGCGCAUCGCGGAGCCCGAGCCCGAGCCCGAGCAAGCGCCCAACUCGACGGACCCCAGCCGCCUGAAGGAGCACCUGCCCGAGGCGCACGCGCCGUCGAAGCCGCACCGUACGCGCGCCGGCCUCGCGAGCCUGAUCCCGCGCAGGCACGACGAGCACGACGAGGCGGCGCCCCGUGCAAAGGACAGCAAGCGCUCGCUGCGCACCAUGUUCACCGCGCCGUUUGUGCCGCCACGGCCCGCGUCGCCCGAAGGGCGCUCGCCGAAGCCGUGGAGCCCGCUGCUUCAGUCGCUUCCCCACACGACGUUUGGCAAGGCGCCGCGCACGAGCACGCAGCAGAGCCGCAACACUUCGCAAGGGGACCAUGCCGAAGGGCGCACGGGCAUCGUGCAGCCGCGCCCCGAGCCGGCCGCAGUCUCGCCCGUGAUGCCCCAGGGGGUCGAGACGGCACGCCCGUCGCCCGCGCAGCCGGCACAGGCCACGCAGUCGACGCAGGCCACGCAGCCGGCCUCGCCGCAGGAGCCGACGUCACCGCGCGCGGGCGCCGGCCUGCUGGGCAACCUGCGCAACCGCGGCUCGAACUGGAUCCUCAAAGGCAAGCAGAGCGUGCGUGGCCUGCGCUCGCCCCGCUCGCCCCACUCGCCGCCGGCGGCCUUUGACGAAAACUUUGGCCGCCCGACGCAGCCGAACCCGACGCACGUCACGCCGGUGCACGGCGUGGAUCCGCGCACCGGCCUCGGUGGCCUCGGCGGCGCGGCCGUCGGCGCGGUCGGCGCUGCGGGCGCUGGCGCCGCGGCCACGGCCGGUGCGGCUGGCACGGGCGUAGCGCACGGCGCCGACAAGGCCCGCGAGGGUCUGACCGGCGGCAACAAGGCCGCCGGCACCUCGCCGUCCCUCGAGGCGUGGGAGCGCACGCCGACGCUGCCCGAGUCGGGCCGCCCGGCCUCGCGCGGCUCGCCGCAGGCCUUCACGCCCAAGUCGCCGGCCCUUUCCGCACGCCGCGCGUCGGGCGCCGCAAGCCCAGCCGGCUCGACAUACUCCAAGGUCAACCGCGUGCCGCCGCCCAAGCUGCCGCCGCAGGCCGAGACGUCGCUCGCGAGCGAGGCGCCGCUCGACACGACGCACGACACGUCCGUGCGCGCCUCGAGUCCUCCCGCGCUGCCGUCCGGCCCGACCGGCGGCUCGCCCAUCUUCCUCGGCCCGUGGGCGGGUGGUGAGGACGUCUCGGCGAGUCUUGCCUCGAUCACAGCGUACUCGCCGGCGCUCUCGCACAUCUCGCCGGACCCCGAGUCGCGCCGCGCGACGGUGUACAUGGACACACACAUGAGCCCGUCGUCGGUCGCCUCGAGCCAAUUCUCGGGGCCCGUGUCCAACUUUGCGCGCCCCACGAGCGCGCGCGCCUCGCCAUGGCGCAACAGCGCGCCGCUGCCAGAGACUUCGCCGAUCGUUGCGCCCAGCUCGACGCAGGGCCAGACGAGGACGUCGCCGGCGGUGCCGAGCACGGUCUUUGCGCAGGAGUCGCCCGCGCUCGUUUCCAAGAUGCAGCCGGGCGACUCGCCGGCCCUGCACGCCAAGGCGCUCCCGAGCGAGUCGCCGGCGAUCCCGGGCGCAAUGCCGCAGACGGUCCUGCCAGAGACCGCAACACCGGCGGCCAAGUCGCCGGCUUCGGUGUCGAGCGCGCAGGCACAGACGGUCCUUCCGCCGGCAACCGUGCCCGAGACGCCGGCGCCGAGCGCCAAGCCGCCGUCGAUCCGCUCGGCGGCCGAGCCGGUCGCUGCGCCGGACGCGCCGGCAAGCAAGGCCGAGUCCGCCGAGCCGCGCAUGCCCGCGCUGCCCAAGGGCCUCGCGCCGCUUGGGUUCAUGGGCCCGCCGGUGGGCUCGACGCCGAGUUACAUUACGAGCACGGGCCGCCCCAGCUCGGUCAGCUCGCAGACUGGUGCGUCGCCGGUCGUCAGCCGCUCGGCUGGCACGUCGCCUGCCGUGGGUACGUCGCCUGCCGUGGGUACGUCGCCUUUUAGUACGUCGACGGCGAUGGGCACCCCCGUGUCUGCUACGCCCGCUGUCGGUGCGCCUGCUGUUGGCGCUUCUCCUGCCGUUGGCGCUUCUCCUGCUGUUGGCGCUUCUCCUGCUGUUGGCGCUUCUCCUGCUGUUGGCGCUUCUCCUGCCGUUGGCACCUCGCCUGCCGUUGGCACUUCUGCCGUCGGCACAUCUCCUGCCGUCGGAGCUUCCCCUGCCAACGGCCAGGCGCCUUUCACUUCCUUUAAUACACCGGUGGCACCCGCUGGCAGUGCUACUUCGUCGCCACCGACGAACGAGCCUACCUACCCCACGCCGAGCUUCCCCCGCCGCUCGCCCCGCAAAGAGUCGCAGGCGACGUUCAAGAUCCCCACGUCGACGUCGCGCGACGGUCCUGCGCCCGCCCUCGCCGGUUUCACGGAUGCGACCGGCGCGUCAGGUACGUGGACCAUGCCGUGGGCGCAGCCGAUCCGCGCCACCCCUCCGAACUCGGGACGUUGGCCAGAGGCGGAUAUUCCGGCCAUGAUCCCCGAAGAGUCGAUGGAGCUGCCGUCGUCGUCUUCGCACCCCCCUGAAGAGCCCAUUCCGGCGCGUGCCGCGGACGAUGCGGCGGACGUGUCGAACGUGUCGAUGUAUGUGGAAGCCGCGACGACGUCGUUCGAGGCGCCUGCGCCCGCCUAUGAGUCGAUCCUCGACGACAGCCCGGUGCCGGCGCCUGCGCCUAGUCUCGGGCCUGCGCACUGGCGCCGCAGCAGGAUCCUCGAAGACAUCGACCUGCGCGACUUGCCCAGCGGCCGUCCGUCGACCGUGCCCAGCGCCGAGCCGGCCACCAAGGACGAGCCUACCGUCCCUAAAACGGCGCUCGCCGGCAGCACGCCGCACGCCAAUCUCGACCAAUACACGCCCAAGGACGCGAGUACGGCCCCGAGCGUGCCGAAGUCCACCGACGAGCCCACCGACUCUGUACUGGCCGAUCGCUACGCUCCCAAGGCGUCGGACGCUGAGCCUGCGGAUCGCUACAUGCCGAAGGAGUCCGACUUUGACCCCGCUACGCGCUACGCACCCCAAGCGACGGCCGACGCUGUGCCUGCACCCAAGAUCGAGCCUCCUUUCGUGCCUGCCGAUCACUUCGCGCCCAAGGACGACUCGGCCGUCUUUGUGCCCGCCGACCGGUACGCCCCGUCCGCUGCGCCGUCGGCCCCGACGGCCGAGACAAAGCCCUGGCAGACGGCCGCGCUGCGUGAGCCGUCGUCGGUCCAGCAGUCGGAGUUGCCUCAGGAGGACGAUGACGAGAUGGACCCCGACGAGGAGGCCUUCUUCCGCGCCGGCCUUGCGCUCGAGACGAUGCCGUACAACAACGAGAGCGCCGACGUGAGCUACGCGCCGACGUCGGGCUACGUCUCGGUGCCGGACACCUCGGCGAGCAUUGACGACGUGUCGCGUGCGAGUGCACUGGCGCUCGACGCGAGCUCGCCGCCGCUCGUCCAGGCGCCGUUCCCCGGGUCCAACAUGCCGCUCGCCGGCUUUACGCCGUCCGCGUCGAUGGCCAACUUGCCGGUCUCGUCGUCCGUCAGCCGCAUGCGCACGCAGCCCAGCAUGGCGUGGCUCUCGUCGCAAGGCUCCGAGACGUUGCUUGCGCCGCGUGCCAAGGACGAGGAGCCCGACGUGCCCCGCUCGUCGAGCCGCGUGUUUGCGUCGCGCACCGAAGAGGACGGUGCCCCCAGCCUCGGCCCUGCGCGAGAGCCAAGCAUCAAGACGAUCUCCUCGCGCUCGUCGCAGCACAUUGUCUCGCGUUCGUCGAGCAAUGGCUCCGAGCAGCGCACGUCGUGGGAGCCCCUCAGCGUGCGUACGCGCCCCAGCGUCGCGACGAGCCCCGCCGAGGCGCUGGCCGAGCAGGCGGAGCCGGCACAGGACAAGAGCGCGCCGACGUCGGCUAACCCCUUUACGUCUCCGACGCAUACCAAGGCGCGUUCGCCGCUGACGGCUGCGAACCCCUGGGCGACGUCGACGACGGCGCUCGCGGGCUUUACGCCGAGCGCGAGCAUGUCCAAGAUGGCGGAAAAGUCUACGACGAGCGCCUCCGAGGCGCCGGCUACGGCAAGCCAGGUGCCGGCGGCCGAAAGCAAGGACGAGGUGCGUUCGCAGCCCGUCGGCGCGGUGCAUGAGCCGAGCAAACCGAGCAAGCCGGUGGCGACCUCAACGCCUGUGCGCAAUGCCGCGCAGGACGACGAGUGGGACGACGACGAGCUGCCGCCGCCGCGUCCGCGCGCGAUGCCCAAGUCGAGCAGUGUCGUGCGUAUUGUGAACAAGGACGCGAGUGAGUCGCCCGCGACCUCGUUCGUGUCGGGCGCGGAGGACGUGUCGACGAGUAAAUCGGCGCCCUCGAAGCGCACGUCGCAGCAGAGUGUGCCCAGCGCGUCCGUCGAGGAGGUGGAGGACGAGGAGAGCCACCUGCCGGACCUGCCGGGCGAAUUCCCCAGUAAAUAG
Messenger RNA from Malassezia japonica, 7197 nucleotides. RefSeq lists its product as uncharacterized. Bases 1 to 7197 code for a protein of 2398 amino acids. The transcript has a single exon. The record is from RefSeq and is a predicted model, not a curated record. NCBI's taxonomy places the organism in Eukaryota, Fungi, Basidiomycota, Malasseziomycetes, Malasseziales, Malasseziaceae.